Molecule: messenger RNA, 312 nt
Organism: Aspergillus fumigatus Af293
Lineage: Eukaryota; Fungi; Ascomycota; Eurotiomycetes; Eurotiales; Aspergillaceae
Product: cyclin-dependent protein kinase regulatory subunit CKS1
Biological process (GO): regulation of mitotic cell cycle
Cellular component (GO): SCF ubiquitin ligase complex; cyclin-dependent protein kinase holoenzyme complex
Molecular function (GO): cyclin-dependent protein serine/threonine kinase activator activity; ubiquitin binding; protein kinase binding
Source: RefSeq, a predicted model, not a curated record
AUGGAUAUCGAUCUAAGCAGGAGGAACAAAAAGCCCCGCCUUCUGUUGGAAUCUGAAAGAGAGAGACUUGAGGAAUUCAUUGAUUCUAUACACUACUCAGCGAGAUAUUCUGAUGACCAGUUUGAGUACCGACAUGUUCAGCUUCCCAAAAACAUGCUGAAGAAGAUUCCCGCCGACUAUUUCGAUAGCUCAAAAGGAACGCUGAAAUUGCUAUGGGAGGAAGAAUGGAGGGCACUCGGUAUCACUCAGAGUCUGGGGUGGGAACAUUACGAGGUCCAUGAGCCAGAGCCACAUAUCCUCCUUUUCAAGUAA